Messenger RNA from Magallana angulata, 1363 nucleotides. Its product is annotated as multiple epidermal growth factor-like domains protein 10. The transcript is spliced from 4 exons. Lineage: Eukaryota; Metazoa; Mollusca; Bivalvia; Ostreida; Ostreidae. Bases 1 to 411 code for a protein of 136 amino acids. The record is from RefSeq and is a predicted model, not a curated record.
AUGACAGGAAUUGAGGGUAAAUGCUAUGCGAAUCACAAGUGGAAUUCUGAAGAAAAACAAUGCAAGUCCUGUCCGCAAGGAUAUUUUGGAAUAAAUUGCACAUCAAAAUGCGUGUUCCCACUUUAUGGAUUGAAAUGUAAAUCAACAUGUAAUUGUACACAUGACAAAUGCCACCAUAUCCAAGGCUGUAAUCAAAACCCAAGUGUUACAGACAGUAAUGGCAGUACAGUAAAAAACGACACUAACAUGAACGGCCAAAGUUUUACCACGGAAACAGAAAGUAAGUGGAUGCGUCCCGUUAUGUUUGGAGUUUUUGGAUUAGCAGGGCUGUUGUUUUUCAUUACUGUGAUUUACAUGUAUAAUUUUAAACAUCAACAGAUAAAAUGCUUAGCUGUUGCUGAGACCACUUAACAUAAUUAUAUUCCUGUAAUUAAUUCUUCUUUUAGGUUUGCAAAGAUGUUUUUCCCUCAAAUUAUCAAUAUCUUCAUAAAAUUUACUAACAUAAACAACUGAAAAUACUGAAACAAUUAUCCGAAAUAAUUCCUAGAAGAUUUUAAAAUUUUGAAAAUAAUCUUAAAAAUCCAAUAUUUGCUUAUCUGAAUACAGAAAACAUUAAAUCAGUUUAGGCAUAUAUCGAUUCACUAUUACUUUUAUAAGACAGUUUGAAUGGCCCUUUAAGGAUCGCUGACACUUGGUAUUGUUAGUUCGUUUCUGUGUUUGUGUGUGAGGGCAUAUUUUAAAUUCAGUUUUCGUUAUAUACCUAGCUGUUUAAAUAUAGUCGUGAGUUAGGGGUAGUUUGAAAAAUAUACAAGUACGUGUUUAUGAAUGCAAUAAUUUAUGCUCUUGUGAUUUUCGCCAUUUUGUUAAUGUCGAAUGCAUGACGUACGUGGAUUUUUAACUGCGUUAACGUCAGCUUGUACGUAUAUAUGUAAUCUAAUUUGUUUAUUUCAUAGUAUACAUUUAUAUUUUUAUACAUUUUUUUCUUCCUGUUACAAGUUAUAUACUUUUAUAAACUUUUAUAAUUUUAAAAAUGAUUAUUUUUUUUUUCACACUGUUUCCUGUGUUUCAAAUGUCGGGCUAAUCUUUUGGUGAUCGGCCAUUCUGUUUUGAAAUGGAAACAAGUGAGAACUAUAGGUAUUUGUAGUAUUUGAACUAUUUUUGCCGCAUCAUUUUAAGUAUUUGAAAUCUAUACAUUUAAACUGGUUAUUUUCCAGUAUUUUUAUUAUUGUUCCAGUGAAGUUUGUUUUUGUCAAACAAGAGGUGACGAUGUUUUAUAAAUAAAUAAAAAACAACCAACAAAUCAAUUCAUAAUGAAUAUAUUUACUCACUGCUCAGAAUCUAGAUGCUAUUUUAAACAGAACGA